AAUUAGGAUUCUCACUACUUGAUUUAGGGUUUAGGAAAUGGGGUUCUUUGUACUUGAUCGUCUCUCUCCCCUUCAUGAGCAAAAAAGCCGGGGCUUUUUUCUCUGUUAUUCCCAUUUUUUUCCUCUUUAGCUUGCCCCAAAAAUUCUCUGAUUAAUUAAGAAUUGUGAAAAGAUGUUGGAUUUAAAUCUUUUCAGAGAAGACAAGGGCAAUAAUCCAGAGAGAAUCCGUGAGUCUCAGAGGCGCAGAUAUGCAAAGGUCGAGGUAGUGGACGAGAUUAUUCAUCUUGACAAGGAAUGGAGACAACGGCAAUUCGAGCUGGAUAACUUGCGUAAGGAGUUCAAUAAAAUCAACAAGGAAGUAUCUCUGUUGAAAAGAACAAACAAAGAUGCUUCUGAGUUGAUAAAAAGUACGGAGGAAAACAAGCAGUUGACUGCAAAGAAAGAAGCCGAAGUUCAGGAAGCAAAGGAUGCAUUGUACUCGAGACUUGAAACAGUGGGAAAUCUUGUUCAUGAUUCGGUUCCAAUCAGUAAUGAUGAGGAGAACAAUGCCAUUGUUCGAACUUGGGGAGAUAAAAGAAUGGAAGGGAAUUUGAAGAAUCAUGUUGAGCUUGUUCAACUUCUUGGAAUAGCAGAUCUAGCAAAAGGAGCUGAUGUAGCUGGAGGGAGAGGCUAUUACCUAAAGGGUGCUGGUGUCCUCUUGAAUCAGGCUCUGAUAAACUUUGGUCUCGCGUUUCUAAUUAACCGUAACUAUGAAGCGCUGCAGACUCCAUUCUUUAUGAGGAAGGACAUCAUGGCAAAAUGUGCCCAACUUGCACAAUUUGAUGAAGAACUUUACAAGGUAACAGGUGAGGGAGACGACAAGUAUUUGAUUGCUACUGCAGAACAACCGCUGUGUGCAUAUCAUCUUGGUGAAUGGAUUCAUCCUUCACAACUACCCAUAAGGUUUGCAGGAUACUCGACUUGCUUUCGUAAAGAAGCAGGUUCUCAUGGUCGAGAUACUUUGGGUAUCUUUAGGGUCCAUCAAUUUGAGAAGGUGGAGCAGUUCUGCAUCACCAGGCCUAAUGGGAACGACUCUUGGGAUAUGCAUGAGGAAAUGCUAAAGAAUUCAGAGGAUUUCUACAAGGAGCUGAAGAUUCCGUAUCAAGUGGUGUCUAUUGUUUCGGGUGCAUUGAAUGAUGCAGCUGCCAAAAAGUAUGAUUUGGAAGGAUGGUUUCCAGCUUCUAAGACCUACAGAGAGCUCGUGUCUUGUUCAAAUUGUACUGAUUACCAGUCGAGGGCGUUGGAAAUCCGCUAUGGCCAGAAAAAGAGUAACGAACAAGUGAAACAAUAUGUUCAUCUGUUGAACUCUACCCUCACAGCAACGGAAAGGACCGUGUGCUGUAUCCUUGAGAAUUAUCAGAAGGAAGAUGGUGUGGAGAUCCCAGAAGCGUUACGUCCGUUCAUGGGUGGUAUCAGCUUUCUUCCUUUUCAAAACAAACUAACCACUGAGGCAAAGGGCAAGAAGUCAAAGCCCAAGGUCUCUCUCUCUUUCUCUGACACAAAGCCCAAGGUGAAUCCUGAUAGGGAUGGAGCAAGCAAAAAUGGCGACAUUCCGGAAAUGAAUGAUCUCAAAGUUACGAAAUGAAGAAAUUCCCUUCUCUAUUAUGUAAGUUAAGGAACAUUUCUAUCAUUCCCGAUAAAGAGAAAUUAAACAUUUUUGUAAGUGAAACACGUUAUUCUUGCCUCUGCUUUCUUUUUCAAUGGCUUCAAAUUAGUCAUGCUUAGCAUUCCAUCCUUUCUUGCCAUGAGCUGAGAAGACGCAUUAAGUGCAACUAGUUGGACUCUUGUGAGCAGCUGGAUGGUCAAUUUUUGAAAGUGACGCUUUUAUUUUGCAUCACAAAAAUAUGUUAUGUUAACCCAAAGGGAAAUCAGGGCCCUUUUAUGGUUUUAACUUUUUGAAAGCUUAGAUGAAUUUCUCCUUU
Molecule: messenger RNA, 1961 nt
Organism: Amborella trichopoda
Lineage: Eukaryota; Viridiplantae; Streptophyta; Magnoliopsida; Amborellales; Amborellaceae
Product: seryl-tRNA synthetase / serine-tRNA ligase
Biological process (GO): seryl-tRNA aminoacylation
Molecular function (GO): serine-tRNA ligase activity; ATP binding
Source: RefSeq, a predicted model, not a curated record